This is a messenger RNA of Spirometra erinaceieuropaei, 1560 nucleotides long. The record is from the annotation of a GenBank genome assembly. NCBI's taxonomy places the organism in Eukaryota, Metazoa, Platyhelminthes, Cestoda, Diphyllobothriidea, Diphyllobothriidae.
AUGGCAAGACCCCGAUUCUAUGGCCUCCCUAAGGUGCACAAAGACGGCGCUCCUCUCCGACCCAUCGUGUCGCUCAAAGGGACUCCAACGUACGGACUGGCUAAGUGGCUGUUCCGGCGUCUCAAGUUCCUGACCGCUGAGUCAGACACCACGGUCUCUUCGUCAGCACAAUUCCUGGAGAAACUCAAAGGGGUAAGCAUCCAUCCAAAUGAGGUCAUGGUAUCUUUUGAUGUUACAUCCCUUUUUACUUCUAUUCCCCAGGACCUGGCGAUCGAGACAAUUGAACUGCUACUACAAAGCAAAAACGAUGAAACGGAGAAUCGUCUUGGACGCGCCCAAAUCCUUCAGCUCCUGAAGCUCUGUCGCAGGACGUACUUCACGUUCGACGGGACAAUCUACGAACAGGUGAAGGGCACACCAAUGGGUUCGCCGAUUUCGGGAUUUAUCGCCGAGGCGGUCCUGCAACGGUUAGAGUCGCUGGUCUUCCAACACCACAGACCGAAAUUCUGGGCCCGGUAUGUGGAUGAUACCUUCGUCGUCAUCGAACGGGAUCAGGUGUUGACAUUCCAAGAACAUCUCAACGCCGUCUUCCCGGACAUACAAUUAACGAUGGCGGAGGAAGAGAACAACCAGCUGGCCUUCCUGGAUGUCCUCGUAUGCCGCAAGGAUUGUGGUGGACUAAAGACCAAAGUGUUCAGGAAAGCGACAAAUACGAUGCAAGUACUGAACUUCAACAGUAACCACCCAAUCAGCCACAAACGCAGUUGUGUAAGGACGCUCUUUCGGCGUGUCGAAACGCACUGCAGUGAGCCGGAAGACGGGUCUUCAAAGCCAAUGGCUACCCGCGCAACUUCGUCAACCGGUGCAUACGCAAAAGGGACCAAAGGCCUAACCGCACGGACACCACGGUCUUGGCGGGCACUUCCGUAUGUCAAGAACGUUUCGGAAGCUGUCGGCCGCCUUCUCGCACCACUUGGGGUUGGAGUGGCACACAGACCGGAGGCAACCAUCAGACGUCUGAUCAUGAAACCGAAAGACCCACUGCCACGGCUAGAAACGUCUGGAGUCGUUUAUCGGAUCUGGUGCAGUUGCGGACAAAGCAACUACGUCGGAGAAACCGGAAGACAGCUCCGAACGAGAAUGGCCGAACACGCGGCAGCGGUGCGCAGAAAUGACGCCAGCUCUCAAGUUACAGCUCAUUCGACGAGAUCCGGCCACACAUUUAAAUUCGAUGAGGCCGAAAUUCUCGCAAGAGGUGACAACCGCGUGAGCCGGGAGCUACUGGAAUCAUGGUUUACUGGCCCCCAGUCCAUCAACAAGUGCAACGAUCUUCCCAUUCAAUACAGCGUGCUGAGACUUCGUCUAGGCGGAGAAAUUGGCCACGCGGGGAGCGCACUGGUGAACACUCUUCCCAACACCCGGGUCAACGCGUCAGAUGGUCGAGCAAUCAUCACACCAACAUCCAACGCACGUGAUGAAAUUGAAGCAAUUAUCGACUCGAAUGCCGGCCAUCAAGCAAUGAUCACACCAAGCGUGACAACGGUCAUAGGUAUGCGGUAG